Molecule: messenger RNA, 273 nt
Organism: Rangifer tarandus platyrhynchus (Svalbard reindeer)
Lineage: Eukaryota; Metazoa; Chordata; Mammalia; Artiodactyla; Cervidae
Source: the annotation of a GenBank genome assembly
AUGCGCCGGCCCCAGCGCGGGCCCAUCUCCUGGAGCGGCGGCGGCGCGGGCUGCGGCUUCGGGGGCUGCGGGCGGCGGCCGGAGGGCAGGAGCGUGUUCAGAGAGGACCCAGGAAAGAUAAGGGCAGUGGCAGGUACACUGAUGCUGAAGUACUAUGAGCUUUCAGAACUUCUGGAAAGACUACAAAGUUCUGGUGGUUAUGGUACCUCUGAUUGGGUUCAUACAUUUGGGGUGGCACAGGAUCAAAAGCAGCCCUGUUUUCCAAAUUCCUAG